GAUGCGUGACCUGGCGGCUCAGGUCACCAGUGGGUUUCUGCGCUUCCCUGCAGUGACCGUCGACGCUUUGGGAGAGGAUGAAGUGACGCUGGACUCGGUGCUUCAUGGGAAAUUUACUGCCGGUCGGAGUGUCCUGGCAUGGCUGGCGUGCGGCCCUCACCUGGAGGUGGUCCACGCGGCCACGGGCGAGCGCUUCUCGGCGUAUCGGUUCGGCGGCGUGACGGAUCACGUGCAGCCCUCGGUCACGGCGGUGAAGGAGUUCGGCUGGCUGAAGCGCAGCGGGCUGCUGGUGGGCCUGCAGGAGGACGAGAGCAGCAUGCUGUGCCUGUACGACCUGGGCAUCUCGCGGGUCAUCAAAGCCGUCGUCAUACCCAACAGGAUCACCGCCAUCGAGCCGCUGGUGAGUUACGGCGGAGCCAGCGCCCACACGCAGCACCUGCACCAGAGCCUGCGCUGGUUCUUCGGCGUGGUUGCCGUGGUGACGGACCUGGGCCACGUGCUCCUGGUGGAUCUGUGUCUGGACGAUUUCUCCUGCACGCAGACCGAGCUGGAGGCUUCAGAUCUGGAGGUGGUGAAUAAAUCUCCGGGUGAUAUCCCCCGUCUGAGGGAGGGCGUCACCCAGCAGGGGCGACACCUGUGCCUCCAGCUCUGCACUCCUACAGGAACCGGGGUGUCGGCGCUGCGGUUCGUCAGCCGCACCAACCAGCUGGCGGUGGGCUUCACCGACGGCGUCCUGCAGCUCUGGAACAUGAAGACGCUGAAGAGAGAGUACCACGCCCAGCUGGAGGGCGGCCGGGUCCCCGUUCACGCCUUCACCUUUCAGGAGCCUGAAAACGACCCGAGGAACUGCUGCUACCUGUGGGCCGUGCAGUCGGCGCAGGAUCUUGAGGGGGACGUGGUCAGCCUCCAUCUGCUGCAGCUAGCUUUUGGAGAGAGGAAGUGUUCGGCCUCGGGGAGAAUCAUCUACGAGGGGUUGGAGUACUGUGAGGAGCGCUACAGUCAGGAUCUGAACGGCGUGGCGUUUCCUCUCAGAGCUCAGGCUACCAACACUCGCCUCCUCAGCUGUCAGACCAUCGAGAAGAUCCGCCAUCACCCCGACAGAGAGGACAGCGUCACUGAAGUAGCCUCUCCUGACACCAGCGUGGCCGUGUUCAUCUGGCAGGUGAAAUCGUACGGACAGGGUCUGCUGUCCACCUUCAUCGGGGUGUUUGACAUUAAUAGAUGGUACCACGCCCAGAUGCCCGACUCGCUCAGGACGGGCGAGUCUCUGAGGAACUGUCCCUACAUGGCCGUGUGGUCCCUGGACUCGGUGAUGGAGGUGGUUCAGUCCUGCCCCCUGCUGGACGUGGUGGUACAUGAGCGCAGUCUGAGCAGAGCGCUGCCCCACACCUGCCCCCCUCCAGAGCAGUUCUACAACCCCAACACCUACAACUUCGACGCCAGUUGUUUGCUGGAUGCCGGGAUCGUGCACCUGACCUGCUCAGGCUACCAGAGGGAGACCCUGAGGUACCUGAAGGAAGCCGUGCCCACCCUGACCGAGGGCAUCUCCAACGGCUACUCGCGCUGCCUCAUGUCCGGCCUGCUCUCCUCUCGCCUGGCGGACGUCCAGCCCUCCAGUCUGUCCGAGCUGGAACAGCUGGAUGCUAUCCUGACCACGGCGGUGGAGACCAGCGCUCUGGGUCUGAUCACCGGCUGUAUUAAACAGUGGACCACAGAAGAGGCUGCAGGGUCGGCGGGGAACCUGCGCUACAUCCUGGAGUGGGCCUGGAACAAAGUGGUGAAGACCAAGGACGAGCUGGAUGCCAUCUGUGCGCCGCUGUUCGACACCUCGUCCAACUUCACCGAUCCUCAAACGCUGCAGCUUCUCCAGCACAGUCAGAGAAUCCUGAGUAACCUGAACACCAUCUUCCACUGCCUGAUCAACCAGGCUCAGCAGCUCACUCACACCGGUGCGAUCGGACUGAUGAAUAAGUGCAUGGUGUCGGGUCUGAUCUCCCAGUACGCUCAGGUGGUGCUGUGGUUCUGCCGGACCGGUCUCCUCCCCGAGAGCGCAGACGAUGACCUGCAGAUCUCCAGACCUUUCUACGGCUACUCGGUGAUCAGGAGUUAUUACACGGCUCAGCGGGAGGAGCUGCAGAGACUCGCCAAAGAUAAAUGGAGUCCCGACUGCCUGAUGAUCGACGGGUUGGUAGCUCAGUGCGGCGACCGGCUGGAGGAUCUGUGGAGGAGAGACGAGGGCGGGACGGGUCAUUAUCCGCCCCCGUCGCUACACGCUCUGCUGGACCUGUACCUUCUGGAGAAUGUGGAGGAAUCUACCAAACAUGCCAUCGUGAUCUAUCUGCUGCUGGAUGUGAUGUACUCGUUUCCCAAUAAGGGCGGAGCUUCGGUGGAGUCCUUCCCCACGGCGUUCUCCAUCCCUAUUGGUUUGGUGAAACUGGUGCAGGGCUUGUGGUUACUCGACCACAACGACCACGAGAGCUCCCUGGACCUCCUGCUGCACCCCUCCACGUCUCAGUGCGUGUGGCCGUGGCAGCACGCUCGGGUUCUCCAGGCUCUGAUGAUCCAGAACAAGCCGGGCACGGCUCUGCACUACCUGCACAUGAUGAAACCGUCGGUCAGCACCACGCCGCAGAUCAAACUGUGUCUGUCGGUCCUGCUGCACAGCAGGUGCCUGGUGGAGGCGUGGGCCACGCUGAGGCAGCACGUCAACAAGCUCAGCAUGGAGGAGCUUCUCAGGUUCUUCUACGAGACGUGUCAGGAGCUGGGGCUGAUGAAGGACCUGCUCAAGCUGCCGCUCGGUCCGUCCGAACAGGAGUGUUUGGAGCGCUUUCUGCAGGGGACCGGCGGGUAUCAGAACAGGGAGCUGCUGAUGGUUCAUCACCUCCAGCAGGCCAACUACGUUCCUGCCCUGCAGAUCAACGAGACCCUGAAGAUGAACCUCGCUGCGGACCGAGACCCGAAGAUGAAGCAGAGAUCGAGCACCAGGAACUCCAUCAUGAACCAGUACGGAAAGGUUCUACCACGAGCUCAGAGACGCCUCGCCGUGGACCGAGCUAAACCCUACCAGCACCCCGCCACCGUCCUCAGAGAGGUCGCCCGGCCUCAGCCGCUGUCCACCGUGGCUAAACGCUCCGGCGGUGAGAACGUCCUGAGCAGAGCGGCCUUCAUCAAGAACGUCCUGACCAAGAUCGAGGAGGUGUGGCUCCUGAAGGACGCGACCCCCGAGUCCUCCCCGCUGAAGAGCCCUAAACUACCAGAAGCGGUGCAUCCCAGUCCUCCCAGUUUAAACCUGUCUGAAGCUUUCGUCGGGACUCCCAUCAACAUGCUGACCAAGAGGAUGUCCAGGCUCUUCGAUCUGGCGGUGCAGCCGUCGUCCCAGACUCCGCCCGAAGCGUCGCGGGUCCAGACCACUCCCACCAAAACGCUCAGCUCGUGGUCUGCAGCCAGAAUCGUCGGCAAAGCUCCCGAGCUGAGCCUGUUACAGACGCCGCAGGUGGUGAAGAGAGCUCGAGCGCUGGCGGCGUCCGGCUCCGUCUUCACCUCCUCCUUCACCCCCCAGUCCAUCCUGAGGACCAGCCUCCGCCCCACACCUAUAGCCACGCCCACCGCCUCACCCGCUCCGUCCACCACGCCGCCGUCACGCCCCAAAGAGAGCCGCAUCACCUUCGUGGAGGAAUCGGAAUCUCCGGAUCUGCACGAGAGCGUGGUGCUCCGGGGCAACGGGCUUGCUGUAGGGGGCGACAUUAGCAGGUUGAAGCGACGCUCCCCUCCACCAGCAGGAGGUUCUAAAGCCUGGAGUCACGGUUCUGCUGAAGAGGAGGAGGAGGAGGAGGACACAGAGCCCAGAGUGGAGUUGAUGCCUCGUUUAGAAGAGACUGAGAAACCAGAGGUGGAGAAAUCCAAACUGGUUCUGCCUCCGUUAGUGCGCCGGCCCAGUCUGGGUCACGAAACCAGCGAGCUCUCCGUCCAAUCAGAUUCCACGCUGGAGUUCCACGAUGCUGUCGGCCAGGCGGACGCCACCAGAACCCUGGUACCAUCUCAGAACCUCAACGAUGAAGAUGAUGAUGAUGAUGAUGAUGAAGAAGUCGUGAUCAAACGAAAUGUGGCGGUGGAACCGGAACCUCCAUCAGCUCUGGUGGAACCUCAGGAACCGAGUCCAGACCAGGACGUGGAGAGGCUGCACGAAGCCGAAGCACACGAGGAACUGGGAGGUGCAGACCGAGUUCCUGAGGAACCUCUGCAGAACCUGCCUGAAGCGCUACCAAAAGCUCUUCUAGAGGAAUCAAAUUCUGCUAAUGAAGAGUCGAAGCAGGAUGAUUCACUGAAUCAGACGUACGAACUGGCGCCGGGAGAACCAGGAGGAACCUUCAUCGUAUCUGAGGAGCCCAUCCUGGAGCUCUCACCUGGAGAACCGCUCACAGUCACAGAAGAUCCCGCCGCCACCGCCGAGGAAUCGUUCGUUUCCGUACCGAAGCCUGAAGAGUCAGAAUCACUGAAAAGAAUCGGUUUAGAUGUGAUCGAUUCCUCGGUGCCUGACGUCGCUGCAGGAGCUUCAGCGGAGCUGGACGAUGAACGAGGAGUCAUGGAGACGUCAGAUCUGGAUGAUUACGUGGAGCGGCACUUAUUCGGGGACGACACCGCGCCUCUGCCCCCCCACUCCACCCUAACAGAGGCUCCAGGAACCGACAGUGAAGCAGCAGAACCAGAAGCUCCAGAUGAUUCCCACAAAUCUGUGGCCUCCUCAGAAGCUUCGACCUCAGACUCUCAGUCCGUGGUGAGUCUGCACGACACUGACGAGCUCACCAGCACCAGAUCUGAGGACGAUGAGGAGGAAGAUGAGGAGGAGGAUGAAGAGGAGGAGGAGAAGGAUUCAGGCAGUGAGGUGGAGAUCAUCGAGGAGAUCAAAGGAAACCAGAGGAACCUGCAGGACGUUCCAGAUGAGGAUGAUGAGAGGUUCCUGCAGGAACAGACCAACGCCGCCGUGCUCUCGCUCAUCACUGCCAAUCCUCACCUACAGGUGUUGGGUGGAUAUGAGGAGCAGGAGGAUGGAAGAGAAGUUCUGGUGGUGGGACUCAGACCUGCUGACCAGAAUGAAGAUCAGGUGUGUUACACUGAACUCAAGCCCUCCACCACCAUGCUGGUUCCUAUAGAGCUCACAGAGGAACAUCGGGAUCUUCUGCCCGACGUGGAGCUUCCUCCUGACACCAACAACUUCUCUCUCAUGCUGGAGGCUGAAGAUGAAGAAGCUGCAGGUGUGGAGAUGGAAGCUCAGCCCGGUUCAGGAGACGCUGAGAACGUGGAGAACCAACCGGUGCCCACUGGUGGAGACGUCAGUGUGGAGCAGGAGACCGCCGAACACGUUCCUGCUGAAGAAGAAGUGGAACGGAUGGAAGACCUGGAGUCAGAGAGGGUUGAAGAAGAUCCUGAACAAAUAGCUGAAGGUCAACCAGAACCAAGAGAAGAACAGCCUGAGGAACGUGCAGAAGCUGAGCCAAACAUGGCAGAUCUGCUAGAACCAGAGCAGAUAGAAGAACCUACUGAUCUAAAGGUGGAGGAUAAACCUGGUGAAGAAGCUCAAACAGAAGAGGAACCUGCUCCUGAAGAACCUGUUGAGAUACAUCUUGGUCCUGCCCAUGAUGAGCUCCAGGGUUCAGGCUCUGCUGAGGUCAAAGUGGACCAGUUAGUCAGUAAUGAGACAGAAGAGCCUGCUCUUAACAUCUCUGGUGCCAAUCAUCACGAGGAACCUUCUAAAAUUCCAGUAUCUCCUCCAAAGGAACCCCAGCGAAGCCCUGGACGACGAGGAAGGAAGACGGUGACGUUCCCGUUACCCGCCACAGAAUCUGAAAGAGACGCUUCAGACGAUCAGGACGAUUCCAAGGUUCCUUCAACACCUAGACGAGUCACCAGAAGCUCCAGGCAUCUCCAAGACUCUGAAGUUCCCAUCACGCCCAAGAGAAGCUCUCGAAAAGUGGAUGCUGAACCUACGGUGGAGGACACGCCCGCGGCGAGACCGAGCCCCUCACGUAAAACCCCACAGAAAGCCACGCCCAGAAGAGGCUCUCGCAAAACCAGGAGUUCCGUCACCACCAGCAGUGACGAGGAGGUCCAGAAGGUGGAGGAGACCUCGAUCGUGGAGAGUCAGAGCGCCAGGAAGACGAGGAAGACCUCCGUGCUGGAGGUCCCAGAACCCAUCCCUGAGGAGAAGGCUCUGGAGAACGAUGCAAACGCUAACACCACCGCCGGCGCUAGUCCCAGCCGCGUGACACGGCAGUCCAGCAGGAGGUUGAGCCUCACACUGGAGAACUUCCAGGACGUCGUGGUUCAGACCAUCACGCCGCCCAGGAGCAGGAGGAAAACGAGAGCCGCCACCCAGGAGAAAGCCAACGACGAAACCUUCGUGGUGGACGAGGUCCAGCUGCAGAACGUCUCCAGGCGUCUGACCACGAACCAACACUGGAACGAAGCCGAGGAACCCAAAGAGGAACCAGAGACUCUGGACCCCUCAACAAGCGCCUUGAUGGAGAGGCUGAACGACGAGCCGACUGAACCUACAGAAAUCAUUCCUGCCAGACGAAGAACCGCCAGAUCAGCAGCACCCGCCCCGGAGGAACCCACCAACCAGGAUGAAGAACGUGAAGCAGCUACAGAAAUCGUUCGUGCCAAGCGCAGAGCCACCAGAUCUAUGGUUCCUCCUCCAGAAGAACCGAGCGCGCUGAUGGACGAGACGACGAACGAAGAACCUGAAGCUGCAGGUAACGUCCAGACUAACCGGAGAACUACCAGAACAUCACCUCCUGGACCUCCUGGACCUACUGCAGAAGAACCAGCUCAGCCUGAGCCGAGCACGGCGACGGACAGACUGACUGACGAAGAGGAGAAGAACCGAGGAGAACGUGAAGCGUCUGCAGAAACAUCUGGUUCCAGACGUAGAACCACCACAUCUGCAGCACCGUCUGUGGACUCUGAUCUUCAGAACGUCCAGGAUCCACCAUCCACCAGAAGAACCAGGUCCAGCAAGAUGCCUGAAGCAGACGCCUCCUCACACGUCUUCACGCCCAGUCUUCCAAAACCCAGAGGAGGGAGGAAGAAGGACGUGACGCUUCCAGAUGUUUUAUCUCCACCGGCGACUCGACCCCGGCGAGCGGCAGCAGCUCCGGUUCCUGACCUGGAGGACCAGGUUCCAUCAGAAGAUCCUGCAGGUGAAGCUGAAGUCAAAGCCAAGAGGAGCAGAAAGACCAGUAGACCGAGAGCCGCUCCUGAACCCCUGCAGAUCGACCUCAUCUCUCCGUUAGCGAGUCCAGCAGAGACCAAGGAGCGCAGACCGUCGGGGGGUAAAGAUUCCGCCCCUCUGAAGAUGAACCUGCGACGCAAGCGCAUCAUGGAAGCCAUUUUCCCCAAACCGGUGACGCGCAGGAAGAAGCUCUGACGCCGCGUGUGAUGAUUUCCGCCUGCGUGUGUGUUUGAUUUAAUUCUACAGAAACGUGAUUCUAUUUUUCCACGAACUCCCGCCGCCCGCUCGGGUUGAUUUUGGUUUUAUAACCAGUGUGAUUAUUAUUCAGGAUAGAAUAAAUAAAUCGAUCGUCUGCGAGGCGGAAUAAGUUUUAUAAAUAAAUAAAUAAUAUUGAGUAACGUUUACAGAGUGCAGACGGGCGAGUCUUAGUUUUUACAAACGUGGAUUUCUACAAAUGUACAUAUUUUAGGGAUGUUCUCAAUAAAAUUUGAUACUUGUGAAUAA
This is a messenger RNA of Trichomycterus rosablanca, 7735 nucleotides long. It is a transcript of the gene ahctf1, whose product is annotated as AT hook containing transcription factor 1. NCBI's taxonomy places the organism in Eukaryota, Metazoa, Chordata, Actinopteri, Siluriformes, Trichomycteridae. The record is from RefSeq and is a predicted model, not a curated record. The coding region runs from base 2 to 7426 and encodes 2474 amino acids. The transcript has 35 exons.